This is a messenger RNA of Olea europaea var. sylvestris, 3506 nucleotides long. RefSeq names its product WD repeat-containing protein 44-like. The record is from RefSeq and is a predicted model, not a curated record. Lineage: Eukaryota; Viridiplantae; Streptophyta; Magnoliopsida; Lamiales; Oleaceae. The transcript is spliced from 7 exons. Gene Ontology annotation, molecular function: protein binding. Bases 323 to 3085 code for a protein of 920 amino acids.
CACGACAUCGUUCCGGUUCACCCUCUCAUUCUCUCUCUACCGUUACUCUGUCUACAGUUUUAUCUCACUAACCAACCCACGAUAGGAUCAGAGCUCCCAAAGCUAAAACCCGAUUUCAAUACUGUGAUGUCUCCUCCACUCUCAUCCGUAUGCAACUUUUCUCUCUAAAACUCUACUCUUUUGCUCUACAAUUCGCCAUUGAAAUAUUGCAGAAAAAUUCUAAGUUUUCAGAAUCAGGAUCGGCCCUGCGGUAGCCCGCCCCGCCCGAGUGCGCGUUGGAUCGGCCAAUGUGACUGGGGCCAUUAUCGAUGGGAAAAGAACGAUGAGCAAAGCUGGAGAACGAGAAGAAGACGAAGAGUGUUUUCACGAUUCCCUUGACCGGCUGCUUUCUUCAUCCAACACCUCCUGCUCCUGCUCUCCUUCCAAUUCGGAUUCUGAAGAGGAACCCAACCCGAAUUUCAGCUUCGGUGCUUCGCCAGAAGGCAAUGCCGUCGGACCCGAACAGGUUCCCAGGUUUCCCAGGGGGGUGUUCCACAACUACGACGUUUGGAUAUCCCAGCCCUCCUCCGUUGAGGAACGUCGACUCCGCCUCCUGCACCAGAUGGGCCUCACCAGUGACCCUUCCCUCCUCCGCCACCGCCCUUCCCUUUUGCCAUCCGCCCAACCGGAAUUCUUUAACCGAAUCAUCUCUUCCGAUCACUUGAUAAACACUGGUGAGGCUUUUUCUUCCGUCGAUAAUAACAAAAAUAAUUCCAAGAUUCCUAGAGAUAGUGAUAUGGUUAAUAAUAUUGAUAUUUAUAAUGAUAAUAGUAGAGUGUCUGGGAUUGUCCGAUCAAAAUCGGAGGGGGACUGUAAAUCGAGUUCUGAAAUUCAUUUGAUUAAUUUAACUUCUACUACUGGUGGAAUUGGUUUAUCUGUAAAUAAUGAUCAUCAGAGCCAUAGACAAAGCUGCCAUGACAAUGUCAAGAAAUCAAGAAGCCACAAUAGUUUAACCGCGAGCAGUGUGGUUUCCCCAAAUAAGCCACCGAAAGGGAAGAUUAGAACAGAUUCCUUGCGUAAUGGGAGCUUUAGUGAAUCAUUGUCAAUUUUGGGGAAUGAGGGGUUGGACAAGGUGGCGGAGAGUACUGGGGCAGACAAUGUUAGUGCAGUGUGUGUGAUAAAGAAUCUGGCUAAUGGGAAGGAGUUUGUGGUGAAUGAGGUGAGGGAGGAUGGGAUGUGGAAAAAGAUUAAGGAAGUGGAUACAGGGAGGCAGUUGACCAUGGAAGAGUUUUCUGAGAUGUGUGUAGGGACAUCUCCCAUCGUGCAAGAGUUGAUGAGGAGGCAGAAUGUGGAGGAUGGGAACAAGGAUGAUCUGUCUGCAAAUGUGAAUGUGGACUUGGGGGGUGGAUCGAAGUUUAAGAAGAGAGGUAGUUGGUUGAAGAGCAUAAAAAAUGUAGUGAAUUCUGUCACUGGGCAUAAGGAGAGACGUAGUAGUGACGAGAGGGAUACAUCAUCUGAGAAGGGUGGGAGGAGAUCGAGCUCUGCUACAGAUGAUAGCCAGGAUAUGUCUUUUCAUGGGCCUGAAAGAAUUCGGGUCCGACAAUAUGGGAAGUCUGUUAAAGAACUUACGGCAGUAUACAAAAGCCAGGAGAUACAGGCACACAAUGGGUCAAUUUGGACUAUAAAGUUUAGUUUGGAUGGCAAGUAUCUUGCAAGUGCUGGUGAGGACUGCGUGAUCCAUGUGUGGCAGGUUUCUGAAACAGAGAGGAAGGGUGAUUUGUUGUUGGAUAAACUGGAAGAUGGGAAUUUUAAUCUUCUGUUUCAGGCUAAUGGAUCACCAGAGCCUUCUUCAAUGUCACCAAAUUUAGACAGCCAUUCAGAGAAGAGGAGAAGAGGGAGAUCCUCUAUAAGCAGAAAAUCAGUGAGCUUUGAACAGAUUUUGGUGCCAGAGACAAUUUUUGCCCUUUUGGAGAAACCUAUCUGUUCAUUUCAGGGACAUCUGGAUGAUGUGUUAAACCUCUCCUGGUCCAAGUCUCAGCAAUUGCUUUCUUCUUCAAUGGACAAAACAGUGCGGCUGUGGGACUUGUCGAGCAAGUCCUGUUUAAAGAUUUUUUCUCACAGUGACUAUGUAACCUGCAUCCAGUUUAAUCCUGUUGAUGAUAGAUACUUCAUCAGUGGAUCUCUGGAUGGCAAGGUGCGCAUAUGGAGCAUUCCUGAUCACCAGGUUGUUGAUUGGAGUGAUCUGCAUGAAAUGGUCACUGCAGCUUGCUAUACACCGGAUGGCCAGGGUGCACUAGUUGGCUCAUACAAGGGGAGUUGCCACUUAUACAUCACAACAGAAAAUAAAUUACAGCAAAAAAGUCAGAUCAAUCUGGAGAAUAAGAAGAAGAAAUCUCAUCAUAAGAAAAUUACUGGUUUCCAGUUUGCACCAGGGAGUUCAUCAGAAGUUCUCAUUACAUCUGCAGAUUCACGAAUUCGAGUUGUGGAUGGUGUUGAUCUUGUUCACAAGUUCAAAGGGUUUCAUAACACAAACAGCCAAAUCUCAGCCUCCAUUACGGCAAAUGGAAGAUAUGUAAUAAGUGCCAGCGAUGAUUCUUCUGUUUACAUCUGGAAGCAUGAAGGUGAAUCACGACCAAAUGGAAACAAAGGUGUAACUGUGAUCCAGUCUUACGAGCAUUUUCACUGUCAAGAUGUAUCGGUGGCAAUCCCUUGGCCUGGUAUUGCUGACACAUGGGGAUUUCAAGAUACUUGUUCUGGAGGGCAAAAUGGUUAUUUCGAUGAGGUUUCAACAGACAACCAUCCGCCCACACCAGUUGAAGAGGAGACUAAUAUUAACGAGAGCUCUCCUUUGGGAUCUCGGGGCAGUGGUAGUCCACUUAACGGGAUUAUUUCUAAUGCUACAAACAACUGCCUCUUUGAUGGAAUAGUAACAUGGCCAGAAGAAAAGCUUCUUUCUGCUUGUAAGAACCGCAGUCCUCGUGUUAGUGUUGACUUCUCCAAUGGGCUUAUCCAAAACAGAUCAGCCUGGGGUAUGGUCAUUGUAACUGCAGGCCUUGGGGGGGAAGUCAGAACUUUCCAGAAUUUUGGAUUGCCAAUCCGAAUUUGAUGAAAUCUGUACAGAUAUCCGGUGAGGAUAUGUGUAAUCUAAGCGACUUUUCUUUGUUUCUUGUACUUAGUGCCGGUUGGAUUUGGGCCUCAGUUGAGGAGCCUUCCUGACUUGGCCUUGAGAAAAAGUAGAUUUAUCAGAAUUGAGAAGGUCGAAAAAAAAAGAAAGGAAAAGUGAAGGAGAUGUUAAGAAACCGAUUUAAUUUCUGUAAUCGGCAAUUGUAGAGUUACGAGCAUGAUAAUCUAAACAAAAUUCUUUAUCAAUUCAUUUAUUUUAUCCUGGCAGUGUAUAAAUAAAAUUGGGCAUGGAAUUGGUGGUGAAGUGGUAGUUUCUGUAGUAGGCAGGCAUUUCAACUUCAUGAUCAACUGUGUACUUUCCUCUGUAACAAGAUUUUGUGAUUGAAAUAUUUUUCUUUCUUUAA